CUUUGAGAUGUGAUACCUCUAUGGUUGUCUAUCGUCCCAAUUGAGAAGCCUCAAACAGAAUUCAACGGCUAUCUAUAUUUAGAUAGGAAGACGCGCCGAAACCUCGGCUUCGAGUGACAUCUGCAAGCGGGCCGCCGAUUAUUUUUUAGCGGUGUUUCUUGCUAGAACGCUCUCAUAUAAAUACUCCACCAGCCCGUCUGAAGCAGGAUCUACUUUCCAGACCAUUGGCGCCGCGUCCCUCCUCCCCGCGCUGAAGAACCAUGCUCCUCCUCCAACCCAGCAGGGCAUUCGUGCCUCUGAGCACCACCAGCAUAUCCCGACAGUGCCCUCGGCUCCUCCCACGACUGUUCUCGACGUGCCCCGCGCUGCAGGCGCGAUCCAACCAAGCCACGCUCCCCAAUUCCUCCAUCAAGCUCUUCCGCGACGUGCCGGCGCUGCGUCAAUGGCGGCGCAAGCAGCUCCUCGACUACCGCAGCGUCGGGCUCGUGCCGACGAUGGGCGCGCUGCACGCGGGGCACCUGUCGCUGAUCCGGGCGGCGGCGGCCGAGAACUCGGCCGUCGUGGUCAGCGUGUAUGUGAACCCGACGCAGUUCGGGGUGCACGAGGAUCUGGACAGCUAUCCAAAGACGUGGGACAAGGACGUGGCGCUGCUGCGGGAUCUGGACCGCGAGCUGGCGGCCGACGGCGGGAACCUGGGGAAGAUCGCGGCGGUGUUCGCGCCGACGACCGAGGUCAUGUAUCCGAGUGGGAGGCCCGGGCAGGAGGUCGAUGCCAAGGGGAGCUUUGUGACGAUCACGCCGGUGGGGGAGGUGCUGGAGGGCGCUAGUCGACCUACGUUCUUCCGGGGCGUGGCUACGGUGUGCAUGAAACUGUUCAAUAUCGUGACGCCCGAGCGGGUGUAUUUCGGCCAGAAGGACGUGCAGCAGACGGCGGUGAUCAAGAAGAUGGUCAAGGAUUUCUGCCUCGAUAUCAAAGUCAUCGUUGGGGAGACGCAGCGGGAGCCCGACGGGCUCGCCAUGAGCUCCCGAAACGUCUACCUGGGCACGCGGCGCCGGCGAAUCGCCACAACUCUCCUGAAAGCCCUGCAAGCAGCCGAAGCAGCCUACCUUCGCGGGAGCCGGUCACGCGACGAGAUCCUGGGCCCGGCGCAGGAACUCGCGCGAUCCGUCUUAGCAGAGCAAUUGCAGCUGAAACCCGAGGAACGCGUCAAGUUCGAGGUCGACUACAUCUCCCUCGCGGACCCGGAGAACAUGAUGGAGGUGCAAGAGGUGGAUGAAUCCAAAGGCGCGGUUCUCAGCGGUGCUAUCAAGAUGCUCCCCGUGGAAUCACCACAAGCGGACGAGGAUAUCGGUGCAGCGGGCGGCCCGGCCGUUCGCUUGAUAGACAAUAUCAUACUGAAGCCCGUCACUGUAUGAACUAUAAUAUAACCAAAACCAAAACCGAGUCCAAACCCAAAAAUCAAAACACAAGAGAAAGAACAAAGAAGAAUCGAGGAACCCUCCAAAUAGAACAGCAAUAUCUGGGUUUCGACAAGCAGCUAGCCGUCAAAAAGAAAAAAAAAGAAAAAUUCACACCUUAUUGCUACCUACCUCCCUACCUACCUAUAUCAUAUAUUCCUUUGCAGCGGCAGACAGUGAAGAAGAAGGG
Amorphotheca resinae ATCC 22711 is the source of this 1647-nucleotide messenger RNA. RefSeq lists its product as hypothetical. The record is from RefSeq and is a predicted model, not a curated record. Bases 261 to 1415 code for a protein of 384 amino acids. Gene Ontology annotation, biological process: pantothenate biosynthetic process. Gene Ontology annotation, molecular function: pantoate-beta-alanine ligase activity. Lineage: Eukaryota; Fungi; Ascomycota; Leotiomycetes; Helotiales; Amorphothecaceae. The transcript has 2 exons.